Tripterygium wilfordii is the source of this 932-nucleotide messenger RNA. RefSeq names its product early nodulin-like protein 3. The coding region runs from base 67 to 756 and encodes 229 amino acids. Gene Ontology annotation, cellular component: plasma membrane. The transcript is spliced from 2 exons. Gene Ontology annotation, molecular function: electron transfer activity. Lineage: Eukaryota; Viridiplantae; Streptophyta; Magnoliopsida; Celastrales; Celastraceae. The record is from RefSeq and is a predicted model, not a curated record.
CUUAUCAGACCCUAAACUUCAUAUAUUUUGGCUCAAUCUCUCUCUACACCAAUUUCUUGUUCCAAGAUGGCUCGCACUACCAUAACAAGGUCAUUAGGUAGCCAAACCAAGAGCCUUCAUGCAUUGCUUGGGCUGUUGAGUCUCAUGUUGUUGAUGAGAACAAGUAGUGCAAGAGAGUUCAUUGUUGGUGGCUCAAGCUGGACUCCGCCUGGCAAUAACAGUGGAGUAAACUAUAAUCAAUGGGCAGAGCAUAACAGAUUCCAAAUUGGAGACUCCAUCGUGUUUAACUACCCACCUGGGCAAGACUCAGUGCUUCAAGUGACCAGGGAGGAUUACUCCAAUUGCACCAGCACAUCACCUCUACGGAAAGACUCUACUGGCAAAACUGUCAUCACUUUCAGUCAAUCUGGGCCUCACUAUUUCAUUAGUGGAAACAAAGAGAACUGUCUCAAGAAUCAGAAGUUGGUGGUAGUUGUUUUGGCUGACAGAAGCAACAGGUCUUCCAGCACAAACCAGACAAUUAGUACCGCUGUCUCUCCCGCUCCUUCUACCACUAACGAGACAACAACUGCAUCUCCUCCUUCUCCGGUGAUAACAGGCGUGGCUCCGGCUCCCGUGACCACCAGCGAUAACUACCCAACUCCAGCUCCGGUCAGUACAAAACCAAAAAACACAGCCUCCUCUGUCCAAUUUGGUUUCAUUGGUUGCUUCGGAGCACUUGCUGCUUCAUCUCUUAUUUUUAGCAUUGGGAUUUAAGCAAUUAAUUAUCGUCCCUUGUUUUCAAUUUUCCUAAUUCUUUAUUGUUUUCCCUUUUCCCCUGCUGAGUGUUGCUUUGGUCUCUAAUAUAUUUAUGUACUAAUGGAUUUGUAUACUUUUCACCAUGUGAAAAAGAGUGUAUAGAAGGAAUGAAUAAAUAAAUUUAUUCAGUGUGA